Messenger RNA from Rhizoctonia solani, 1410 nucleotides. RefSeq names its product AAA family ATPase. The record is from RefSeq and is a predicted model, not a curated record. The transcript is spliced from 13 exons. Lineage: Eukaryota; Fungi; Basidiomycota; Agaricomycetes; Cantharellales; Ceratobasidiaceae. Gene Ontology annotation, biological process: protein import into peroxisome matrix. Gene Ontology annotation, cellular component: peroxisomal membrane; cytosol. Gene Ontology annotation, molecular function: ATP binding; ATP hydrolysis activity. The coding region runs from base 1 to 1410 and encodes 469 amino acids.
AUGGACACUUCACUGUUUACUCGGCCAUUCACUUACCUUCCUACGCGACCAAAGCAACCAAAUCCCCGGGUUGACUCUCCUCUGGAGGAGCACUUUAUAAACAUUACUCUGGACGACACCUACGAUGCCUUGGGUGCACGUCAUCAUCGGGGGAGUAAAUCCGGUCCCUCGGAAGAAUGGAGAAAACAUUGCUCUUCCAAUCGAGAGGAUACUGACACUUUUCUCACGACUAUGCUACGUGACAAGUACCCGGAUCAUUCGCUUGUCGUAACGGAAGACUGGCAGGUCGAUGUCUUGAAUUUGGAAGGGGUCGCUUGGAAACCCCUUGAUGGAGUAGAGCUACAAACUCAUGUCACAUUCAUCGCCCCUACUCGGCGGAACCAGACAGGGCAAGUCGCACGCUCAAUUCGAUUUGGUGGGUUCGAUGUAUGGUGGAAGGAAGAGAGGUUUACCGUAUUCGUUGCAAGUUGGCCCUCAGGAUUCGGACUUACCACCCAACAUUUUAUUCUCAAGGAGGGCAAAGAUGAGACGGCCUCCUUGGGUUUACUAAUGGCUGCUGGCUAUCAGUCCGGGCAGAUCGGAAACUCAGUUCUGGUAUUCAAUAACGGCUUUUGGCAAAAUGAUUACGAUCUUUGGGAAGAAGUGCAGAAGGCAGACUGGAAGGAUGUGAUCCUGUCACCCGACUUUAAGCAACAGAUUCAGAGCGACGUUAAAAACUUCUUUGCUAGCGAGGCAGUAUACCAUGACCUUGGUGUGCCUUGGAAGCGCGGGACAAUAUUUUUAGGUCCACCUGGCAACGGAAAAACCAUCUCGAUUAAGGCCUUGAUGAAAUCGUCCCAGAAACCAGCUUUAUAUGUUAAAUCUUUCAGGAGUUGGAUGGGAGAGGAGGGUUCCAUGCGUGAGGUGUUCAAUCGCGCCAGGCGUGAGGCCCCUUGUCUGCUUAUUCUUGAAGACCUUGACGCGCUGAUAAAUGAUGAAAACCGUUCAUUCUUCCUUAACGAAAUUGAUGGUCUCGAGAAUAACGAUGGUCUCUAUAUCCUUGGGACCACCAAUCACUUUGAGCGUCUCGAUCCUGGACUUUCGGACCGUCCCUCCCGUUUCGAUCGUAAAUAUACAUUCGCUCUCCCUAACCGGGAUGAACGAGUCCAAUAUGCGCAAUACUGGCAACGUAAGCUCAAGGAUAACAAAGACGUCAGCUUCCCAGACUCCUUGGUCGAAAAGGUUGCCGACCUUACUUCUGGAUUCUCUUUCGCUUACCUCAAGGAGGCUUUCGUGUCCACUCUGGUAUCCAUGGUGGGGGCACAUGAUGUUCAGUUUGAGAAAGUCCUUGUGAAGCAGAUUCUGGAACUCAAGAAACAGAUCGGGAAUAGCGAUGUUAUGCCUAUCCUUGGCACUACGUACUCGUUUUGA